AUGCGGAGACCAUUCUUUCUCUUCAUUCUAUUCAAUCUUUCCCUCCCGGCUGCAGUUUCUGGUGAAUUUCUGGAAAGGUCCGAUGCUUAUGGAAGAAUCUGGGAGAGCAGGACACCUCCUGACGGAAUGAAACAAGACGUGUCUCAUAAUCACCUCGUUUUUGUUUUUCUGGCAUUUCUUGUCCUUAGCGCCGUGAUCUUGUUUUCUCGCUACUGCCGCAUUGUAUGUCUCCGUCCACGUGUAAAAAAUGCUUCUCGCCGUAUCCGGGGAGCUUAUCGAGCCAGGGGUCACCACACUGUUCACUACAUGAGAGGCCUCGACAUUGAUGACUCAGAGUUUUGUACAGAAUCUAUGAUAGAAAUGCCUACCAGACUAAACAUGGGAAAAUACUCAGCGGUAUUGACAAAUCUGGCGGAUGGAAGGAAAAAGUGUAAUAUUUGCAACCGAUUCUUCAACGAGCAAAAAGACUCCGGCACAAAUUUGUAUCGCUAUCAUUUUAAGAAGAAACACCCAGCAGAAUGGAAGAAGGUAUCUGGUGAAGACACCAGUGAUGUAGAAGACGACGGUCCGCCAGUGAAGAAGCCAGCACUUCAGCAGAAAAGCAUCCCUGAAAUGUUCUCCGAUUUCACUCCCGAUGGUCAGAAAACCGCAUCUAUCGAACGAGCUGUUAUGCAACUGAUAGCCGCCGCACUUUUGUUACUUUUUGUUACUUGUGCUUGUUCAUCUAUUGUUUUCCAUUUCAUUUUUGUGCUUUUUGUUGUUUUUGUCAAAUAA
Messenger RNA from Caenorhabditis briggsae, 774 nucleotides. The record is from RefSeq and is a predicted model, not a curated record. The transcript is spliced from 4 exons. NCBI's taxonomy places the organism in Eukaryota, Metazoa, Nematoda, Chromadorea, Rhabditida, Rhabditidae. Bases 1 to 774 code for a protein of 257 amino acids.